Molecule: messenger RNA, 705 nt
Organism: Aspergillus aculeatinus CBS 121060
Lineage: Eukaryota; Fungi; Ascomycota; Eurotiomycetes; Eurotiales; Aspergillaceae
Exons: 1
Source: RefSeq, a predicted model, not a curated record
AUCACCUCCCUACCUCAAUUCCCUGGCAGGUUGUUCCCUCUUCAACAUACAAACUACUUACCCCACCUCUACCCCCAACCAACACCAACACCCAAGACCUACAAAUUCUCCACCAUGAAACUUCCCCCCACACCCCUCCUCUUCGCCCUAACCACCCUAACCGCAGCGACCCCACUCACCACCAAGACCCUAAAUCUCCCCCUCCAACCCCGCGACACCACCCCCUUCACCACAGGCCUAACCACCCUAACCGCCGCGGCCCGCGCCCUGGACGCCCAGAUCCAAACCUACCCCGGCGGCGACGACAUCUCCAACAUCACCGCCGGCGCGGCGACGCUCAUCACCGCCCUCCUGGCCGAGACGAAAACCAUCCAGCCGGACUUCCUCAACGCCACCGAGGCCCCCGCCCUCCUCCCGCCCCUCGCGACCCUGGCCGCGCAGAUCUCCACCGUCGUGGCCGACUACAUCGGCAUCCACGCCGCGAUCGCCGCCACCGCCGCCUCCAGCGACGGCGGCUGGUACAUCUACUCCCAGCUGCAGGAGGAGCACACCGCCGCGCUGACGUAUACGGGCAGCGUGGUGGCGCGGAUCCCGGCGGGCGCGGUCAAGGACGCGGCGGCGGCGUGGGCGGGGAAUAUUACGGAUGCGUUGCUGGACGGGAGGGAGGCGUAUAAGGAUAUUGCGGUGCGGCCGACGGGGUAUUGA